AAAGUCCUUGGACACCGUUGUAAAUACCACUUUGACAGAAGUGAAAACUGACAAUUUAAUAAACGAAAAAAAUGGUCGUAUCUAUUCUAGUGUAAAUGAAAUAAUUCUAAUGAAUUCUUUCAAGUGUUAUUAAAGCUAUAAUAUCAAGAAGAGAUGCUGAUUAAAAUAUUCAUACAAACAAUAAUUUAUUUGAUUUGAUUGGACUAGCUAUGACUCAACAAUUGACUAAAAAUUAAUGUCAACUUGAUAAUUAUUUUGUAAAAGGAAAAAAGAAAUUUGAAUUAAUAAAAAAUGGCUAAUGAAUCUUGGAAAAAAGAAUAUCCACUUCAUAAAUGUAUAUUUCAAGGUGAUGUUAAAGCACUGAAUACAUUGAUAAAGAAAAAAAUAUGUGAUAUUGCAGAAAAAGAUGUUCAUGGUAAUACACCUUUACAUUUAGCAGUGAUGCUAGGAAGAAAAGAUUGUAUACAAUUAUUAUUGACAUUUAAUGCUCCAGUUAAAGUUAAAAAUUUAGCUGGUUGGAGUCCAUUAGCUGAGGCAAUAAGUUAUGGUGAUCGUCCAACAAUAUUAUUACUUGUUCAAAAAUUAAAACAACAAGCACGUGAACAAAUGGAUGAUAGAAGACCAAAUUUAGUAUCAGCAUUAAAAUCAAUGGGUGAUUUUUAUAUGGAACUUAAAUGGGAUUUUCAAAGUUGGGUACCAUUAGUAUCAAGAAUUUUACCAUCAGAUGUUUGUAGAAUACAUAAAAGUGGAUGUUGCAUACGUAUGGAUACAACACUUGUUGAUUUUAAUGAUAUGAGAUGGGAACGUGGUGAUGUAUCAUUUAUAUUUAAUGGUGAUCAAAAACCAAGUCAAUCAUUAAUGGUAAUGGAUAAUAAAGCAAAGCUAUUUCAACGUGUUAGAUAUGAAGAAACUGAAAAUGAAAUUGAAGAUGAAAUUGAUAUAUUAAUGUCAAGUGAUAUUAUGGUUGUACAAAUGUCAACAAAAGGAAUAACAUUUUCACGUUCACAAUCUGGCUGGAUAUUUCGUGAAGAUAAAAAAGAAAUGGUUGGACAAUUUAAUGCUGAUUUUUAUGAAAUAAAUGGUAUGGUACUUGAAAAUCGUAAAAGACGUGAACAUUUAAGUGAAGAAGAUUUACAAAAAAAUAAAGCAAUUAUGGAAUCAUUAACUAAAGGAAGUUCACAAGGUUUUACAAAUGGUGAACCACCAACAAGAAGACCAUCAUUAAAUCCACCAAAAAAUACAAAUAUAACAUGGGAUGAAUAUAUUAAUUCAACACCUGGUCAAUGUCCAUCACUUGGACGUAGUUUAGUUUAUAAAAAAUGUUGUAAAGCAUUUAAAGCAACAGCUGCAAUGAGUCCAGAUUUUCCAUUUACUGUUGAUAUGUUACUAAAUGUACUUGAAGUUAUUGCACCAUUUAAACAUUUUAGUAAACUUCGUGAAUUUGUAUUGAUGAAAUUACCACCAGGUUUUCCAGUUAAAAUUGAUAUACCAAUAUUACCAACAGUAACUGCUAAAAUAACAUUUCAAGAAUUUACAUUUAAAAAUGACAUUGAUCCGGAAUUAUUUCAAGUACCUUCUGACUAUAACGAGGAUCCAAUGAGUUACUAUGGUGCAUACUUGGCAAUGAUGACGGUCCUACAUACCACUUCGUCAAUGUGAAGAUAAGAUAACUAAUAUCAAAAAAAAUUUUAACAAUUGAAAUAACAAUUAAAUCAAUUUACAAAUAAUAUUUAAUUGAUAUUGCAUGUUAUGGUACUUGCUACUACCACCAUCAUUGCCAUUUUAACCAAAUUUAUUAUUCAACUUGAAUUUAUUUUAAAUACUUAACUUAUUAUUAAUUAAAUUAAUAAACUAAUAUUUAUUUCAGAUUUCCCGAUUUAUGACGUAAUGAUAUCUUAAUUAAAAAUAAGUCAACAAAUAAAAAUGACUCACAAUUAUUGACAUUUCAACUAAAGGGAAAAUUGGUAAUGGAAUUUUCAUUAACAAUAAAACUUGGUAUGUUUGCAUUUAUUCCAGUGUCCUGUAAAUUUCUAUACAAGUGAUAUCAAUAUUGUGUAUACUAAUUUACACAAUUUUUAUUAAGAACAAAAAAAUAUCAAUAUUCUAUUCAUGCUGUCUCUUUAAUUUAGUAAAUAAAAAAAAAAAAAAACAAAUGGAAAUUCCAAAAGAUAACCAAAAGUUUGUGACUAUAAAUACGCUUUUUAAACAUAAUAUUUUCACAUGACUAAUAUAGAAAAGUAUUAAUUUAAAAAUUCACUUUGCUUCUUUAAUUUAAUGAAGCAAUAUUUAGAAAAAAAUUAUUGAAUAAUUUCUAUUUCGUUAAAUUGCUAAAUCAUUUGUUGUACAUUUUACUUGAACAAUUAUUUUCAAAGCAAAUAUGCUUGAAAUUUAUAAUUAAACAUUUUAUUCAUGUUUUUAUCAAUGCAAAAAAAUUGUUCUUUAAAUACUAUUGAUAACGAAACUUUUUUAAGAUUUAAUAACUAUUGCUACAAAAUGAAAAAAAAAUCAUAAAAAAAAAAAAAAAAACAUUCUUAAAUAUAUUUCAGCACUAAUACAAUCAAGUUUUGAAAUAAUAUUAUUAAUAUUUUAAAUGUUAGAUAUUUUAUUAUAAAUGACACUUGUUUAUUUUUAUUUAAAAAUAUAAUUUUUCUUAUUAAAUAAAUUAAUCAUUGAUGCAUAAAGUACACUGUCAUUUCACAUAUUUAUUGCUGAAUUAUAUAUAUCACUAAAUAGUUUAUCCACAAUAAAAAAUAAUAAUUAAAUUUUGAAUUAAAAAUUUGUUAUAUUUUCUUUUUUGGCAAUAAUAAAAUCAUAAUUAUUAAAUGAUUUAUUCAUUAUUAAAUAAUUGUUAAAAAAUAUAUCAUGUGUCGAAAAUAGUCGUCGCAGUACAAUCAAUCGGUUAAUUAAUAAUUAUUAAUUAAUUAAUAUCACUUUGCACUAUGUCAUCUUCAAGCUAUGAAAUCGAAAAUGUGUUUUUUUUAUUUCUACGAGUCAUUUGAUCAUGUGACGU
Messenger RNA from Aphidius gifuensis, 3010 nucleotides. Its product is annotated as ankyrin repeat domain-containing protein 13C. Gene Ontology annotation, molecular function: protein binding. Lineage: Eukaryota; Metazoa; Arthropoda; Insecta; Hymenoptera; Braconidae. The coding region runs from base 292 to 1659 and encodes 455 amino acids. The record is from RefSeq and is a predicted model, not a curated record. Gene Ontology annotation, cellular component: cytoplasm. The transcript has 4 exons.